This is a messenger RNA of Hemibagrus wyckioides, 4084 nucleotides long. It is a transcript of the gene cfap91, whose product is annotated as cilia and flagella associated protein 91. The transcript has 17 exons. Lineage: Eukaryota; Metazoa; Chordata; Actinopteri; Siluriformes; Bagridae. The coding region runs from base 63 to 2348 and encodes 761 amino acids. The record is from RefSeq and is a predicted model, not a curated record.
GUAAGCACUUGACACGGUUUUGUACCAGAUAGCAGGCCGAGUAACAGCUAAUACCUCUAAACAUGAGUAUUUCUAUCACAAGCACGCUUUACAAGAAAAAUGAAGGCAAGAAGUGCUUCAGAGCCCAGAGGACAUAUGAUUAUCUUUACGAUCCAGUUUUCACCGUGUCGACGGAGACUGAUCACAUCCGGCAGAGCUGUCAGGCUCAGAGCAGUGUGACCCGUGUGAAAAAGGUUUCAGAGUUUAACUCCAUGUUCAGUGAUCUCCCACACCACCCACGUUUCACAUUCCGUCUAAACGCUGCUGAUCCUGUUCCUGCUUUCAUCGACCGCCGCUGGAGAGGACAUGCUGAGCAGAGGAGAGAGACACUGCAGACACUAGCAGGGGUGCUGCCGGGUGUUCAGCUGCACAAACCUAAACGUGAGGAUCUGACUGGAGCAGACCGCUGGAAGUUCUUUAAGCGUCCACUCAUCCCCUUUGCUCAACAGAUUCCAGCUGAUGUUAUUUUCGCAUUACCCAAAAGUGACUCCCACAAUGCUCAGCAGGAUAGCUCAGAACUGAUGGAAAGUUCUUUCCAGCGCACAGUAGGGGUUCAGACAGACUACCGUGAGAGCGAGACUCAGACAGAUCCUUACAGCCCUGAGUACAUACUACAGCCAGGAGCGGCCAUUCCAGAAAUCCUCACUCUGGCCACUUUCUCUUGGGGUCAUGGGCUUCCUGCUGGCCUGGACGAGGUGGAGAUGAUCGAAAGAGCGAGGAAGAAGAGAGCCUGGGAGGCCACAUUACCACCUCUGACUGAUCUCACUCAGCUGGACAAGAGGAAGAGGAUGAUGGAUGAGAUGGAGAGGAAGGAGUGGGCUUUCCGAGAGCAGGAGAUUGAAAAGCUGCAAGAGACUCGUUUGGCUCUCCUCAUGCGUUUUUUACGGGAGAGAGAGUCACAACAGGAGAAGGUCACAGAGCAGAGGCUGGAUGAGCAUUUUUCCAAGCUGCAGAGAGAGAAAGAAAAACAUGUCCAGAAAAUAUGCAAUGACUAUACACGCUCUUUACGUAAACUCAAUGCAAAGAGACAGAGUUUGGAAGAGAAGCUGACGAGACAAGACAUUAUCAACAAGCACUCAGACUACGGCUCUCAGACGUACGCUCCACUCUCACGCCACGGAGUCUUCCCUGAUCGACAAUCACAGAGCAACGUCGUCAAGAGCUGCUUCCUCGAUACCUACCAAGGUCUGUUAGAGCUGGAGACAGGUCUUCCACCUUCAGUCAUGGAGCCACAAAUAAAAGCCCCAAGGUCAAAAAAGAACAAAGCCUUCAUCAGUCGCUCAGACCGCAGAGAUAUUUUGUUAUUGGAAACUCACCAGGCACUGAAAGACAAGAAGGUCCAGGUGGAGGAAAAGAAGCCCCUACGCUUCCUUUAUAGGGUGGAGAAACCGGUCCCUCGUCCCCCAACGCCCACGGUGGACGUGCCUCCUGAGGGAGACGAGGAAAAGGAGCUUGCUGUGAUUUUCCUACAGAAGUUGCUCCGAGGCAGAUCCAUCCAGAACCAGAUGCUGGAAGGUCUAGAGAAGCACCAGGAACUGAUCCAGGAGCUGCGAACGAACCACACCUUACAGUGGGAGGAGCAAGAACUCCAGAGAGAAGAGAAGCAGGUCACACAGGCCCUGCAGAGACAGAGAGAGGAGCGUGAGAGCAGACUGGCUCAGACACAGAGCUAUGUAGACGGCAUUUCCGGGGAAGUGAUUGUCGACAUGCUGGACUUCCUGUCGAAGGAGCUGGUUCGCCUGCAGGAGGAAAGGAGGAUCCAUGCUUUCGUGCUGCUGGCAGAAAGGGACCGGCGCCUUCGUGAGGCUGAAGAGAGUGGGCGGAGACAGGUGGAGGAGCGGAGACAGAGAGAGGAGGAUGAGAUCUUCAGACAGAUGAUGAAGGUGCACCAGGUCACAGUGGAUCUGUACCUGGAGGAUGUCAUCCUGGAGAGCAUCGAUCAAACCGCUGAAGCUCAGGCCAGAGAAGAGAUCCACAAGUUUGCAGACGAGCUCAACAACAUCACCUAUGCCAUGGAGGAAAUGAGAAACAAUGAGCAGUCAGAGGAGAUUGUAGCUCAACUUGUGUACAGCUUCCUCAUCCCUGAAGUAAACAAGCUCACUGCCCAUGAUAGAGUGAAACAGAGUCAAAGGAGGCACUUGACUGCUGCACGUACUCUCAUCCAUGGCACUCACAGCUCUUCCAUAAGCCCCCGGCCUCUUUCUCCCACAAGCAGAGCCUCUACCUCACUGCUCUGUCAGAUAAUUGAGCAGGUGGAGGAUGCUUCACAUGACAGCAGUGACAAUCAAGAGAACGAACACACUGAUUAGUGAUCAUCGAGAAAGAGCUACACUUUAUAGCUAAUUAUUUAUGGACAUCUGACCAUCACUUCCAUAUUUAUUUACUGUAGAUUUAUAGAUUUAAUUCCCUUUUCUUAUAACCUUCACUAUUUCUGAGAAGACUUUCCCAUAGAUACCAAAGACCAUUAGUCUUGGGUAUCUUAGCACUGAUGCCAAGUGAGGAGGGCUGGAGUGCAGUCUGCAUUUCGGUUCAUCCCAAACGUUUUUUCAAAAAGGUUCAGGUCAGGGCUCUGUGCAGGAUACUUGAGUUUUUCCACUCCAUUCUUGCUACUGCUAAAACCCUGUAUUCAUCUACUGUGCUUUGUGCACAGGGGCAUUGUCAUGCUGGAAGUGGUUUAAGCCUCUUAGUUCAAGGGAAAUUGUAAUGCGACAUAAUACAAAGACAUCCUACACAAAUGUGUGCUUCCAACCUUGUGGCUAAAAUAACCACAUGGAUGUGAUGGUCAGGUGUCCAGAAAUGUUUGGCCAUAUAGUGUAUUGUUUCAAAUUGACAUUAUUUUAUUCAUAUAUUUUUUUUUCUUGAAUGCUGUUGUGUUCACUGCGGUGACUUGUGGAGACUUUUAAAUACCAGAAUCAGUGUCACAUCUGAGUGCCACCACCCUGUGCGGGGCUCGAACCCGGACCUCCGUGGUGGUGUGUGCGCCGGCACACCAUGGAGACAGACCCAUAUGCAGCAUUCCAAGAAUCACAGCUUUUACUCACGUAGACAGACAGAGAUGGGGAAGACUAAUCUAAUCACAUAGACUAACAUAACACUAACUAAACGGAGACCUUUAACAUAAACUAAGACAUGACUUUAAAGCCUUGUUCACACUACAGGAUCUUAAGCCAGAUUUGCAAAUUAACGAGCUCGCCGACAGAUCGGGUUGUGAUCGUGGGAAAAUCAGUGGGUGAUCAGCGCUCGACAAUCUUUGUGUGAACUACUCACCGACGCAUCAAAGAGACUCGCUGACACGUCGCUGACACCUUGCAGACAAAAUCCAGAUAUCUGGCAUGUUAAAUAUCUGGGACGGUCGGCCGACUCGACAUCACGUGGUGUCAGUUAUAGCUACAACCUCCAGCCAAUGAGAGAGCAAGUCAACAGGUUGAGGUCAUCGGAAGAAAAGCAGCAGCAGCAACAUGGCUUCAAAAAUAGUGUGGAAACAACAUUUAUUUUAAUAAAUUAACAUUUAUUUAGAGUGAGACUCCUGCCGACGUCCAUUUUCAAAACAAACCUCUACCGACAGUCUCGCGUCAUUUCCGGAUCCACCUGUCGUGUGUGUUUUCGUGACAAAACGUGGUUUGGGGACGGCGUUGAGUGACAAGAGUUGUUGUCAGAUUGUGUGGUGUGCGAUCCCCUCUUGUGGAUCAUUUACAAAGUGUUGCGUAGUGUGAACACCACAAGGACAAAAAGACAUACAAGUGAAGUCAUGUAGUCUGAACAGCAAAGUGAUCUGCCGACAGUUAAAGUCUUGUAGUGUGACCAAGCCUUAACCAGGACAUAGUACAUGAAACACUGAACAAUAAACAAUGACAGGUACACAAGGACCCCUAUUUAAAGGGCUACACGUUAUGGUUAAUUGGGAACAGGUGACACAACAGGGUAGGAGAACAAUGGGAAAGGCAUGGCACAAAAUACACACAAAGAAGCAGGCCUCCAAGGUUCACAAGUGCCUGUCCAGCUAUUCCUGACAAUCAGUCACCAAAUAAAACAGUUCAUAUAGCAA